AUGCUUAUAAAAGAAACCUUUUUCGAUAAGAGAUUCCUUCUUGUCCUAGAUGAUGUCUGGACAGAGGAAGAUUCAAAGUGGAAACCUUUCAAAGAUUCUCUUAAGGAUGGGGCUCCUGAAAGUGUAAUCUUGGUAACAACCAGGAGUCAAAGAGUGGCCAGAGUAUUGGGAACGACGCAUACUCAUGCCCUAGGCCUAAUGUCUAACUUUGAUUGUUGGCUAAUAAUGCAAAGGAUAGAAUUUGCUGGAAGAUCAGAGGAGUGGUGUAAGAAAGUGGAAAGCAUUGGACAAAAAAUUGCAAAAAAAUGCAAGGGCUUGCCACUUGCUGCAAAGACAAUGGGAAGCCUAUUACAGUUUAAAGAUAUGGUACAACAAUGGCAGAAAGUUUUGGAUAGUGAGAUAUGGCAAUUGGAGGAAGCAGCUGUGGACCUUUUCCCUCAUUUGUUUUUAAGCUAUAAUGAGUUGUCCCCAGAGUUGAAACGUUGCUUCUCCUAUUGUGAUGUCUUUCCCAAAGAUCAUGAUAUAAAUGUAGAAGAACUUAUUAGACUGUGGAUAGCACAAGGUUAUGUUUGCCCAAACCGAGGAGGUGAGCACUUGGAGCUAAUAGGUCUUGAUUACUUCAAUAAUUUGGCAAUGCGUUGCUUUUUUCAAGAAUUACAAAAAGUUGACGAAUACCUUUCGGUUCAUGAACAUAUGAAGUGCAAGAUGCAUGACAUAGUGCAUGAUUUUGCACAAUUUCUCACAAAGAAUGAAUGUCAUGUACUUGAUGGAAUUGAUUGUGAACAAGGCACAAGAAGAAAUUCAUCUAUUGAAAGAAAUCGUCAUCUAACAUGGCUAGACACGGGGGAGGCGUUAAGUUCUCUAGUCCUUGAUUUUGGAAGGCUCAGGAGCUUUUUCACUUUUUCACAUGGAAGAGUAGUUCCCCUGGAUCUAUUUUGCAGUUUGAAUUGUGUGAGGACUCUAACUUUACGUAAUUGUCAGCUACGUGAAGUCCCAAUUGAGAUUGGUAGUUUGAUUCACCUUCGGCACUUGGACUUGAGUCAUAAUCCUUUCGAAGCAAUGCCAGAAACUACAUGUGAUCUAUAUUAUCUGGAAACUUUUGAUAUCAGUCAUUGUGGAAAGCUUUUGUGCCUCCCUCAAAGGAUUGAAGGCCUUGUACACUUGAGGCACCUUUUCAAUCACGGCGCCUCUGGAUUACUUCAAAUGCCUCAAGGACUUGGGAAGCUGACUUCACUUUGUAGUUUGACUAAUUUCAUUGCCAAGAGCAAGUCUGAUGAUUUGGCAAGUCUGAAAUACCUAAACCAGCUUGAAAGAUUGGAUAUCAAUAUUCGUGGAGAUGGAGAUUUUGGAAGUGUGGAGCUUGGAAAGAAAAUCUACAUGUAUGAAAUGUUAUUGCGGUUUAGCUAUGAGACCCACUUUAUAGAAACUUCAAGUUGGAUUGAAACCAUGGAACCACCUCCAAACUUGCAAUGGCUUGCGCUAGUUUAA
Messenger RNA from Coffea eugenioides, 1488 nucleotides. RefSeq names its product putative disease resistance protein RGA1. Gene Ontology annotation, biological process: defense response to other organism. Gene Ontology annotation, molecular function: protein binding; ADP binding. NCBI's taxonomy places the organism in Eukaryota, Viridiplantae, Streptophyta, Magnoliopsida, Gentianales, Rubiaceae. The record is from RefSeq and is a predicted model, not a curated record. Bases 1 to 1488 code for a protein of 495 amino acids. The transcript has a single exon.